Molecule: messenger RNA, 525 nt
Organism: Danaus chrysippus (African queen)
Lineage: Eukaryota; Metazoa; Arthropoda; Insecta; Lepidoptera; Nymphalidae
Source: the annotation of a GenBank genome assembly
AUGCAGUGUCAACGACCUGACUCCGCCUCUAAGGCGCACGCUAAUGCGUACGCGCAGGAGGCGUCGCCUUCAACUGUUAAGGCCAUACCCUCUGACGCAGCAUUGGUCAAGGAGGGACAAGGCGCCACAACUAAAGGCGGUGCUAAUAAGGAUUAUACAUAUAGCGAUAUGCCUCACUUACAAAGCGGUCUACGGUUCUCAAACAAAUUAACCUCAAAGAAUAAUUUUACAUCAAAUACAAAUGAAAACUUAAAAGUUGAUGAUGAUGAGUUUAUUAAAGUCCAAAGAAAGAGAAAGAGGAUUCCUAAUAUACAUGGCACGAGUAAAAACAACAAUAUAAAAUUAAAAGUGGCGGACAUGACAUUCAACAUAUAUGUCUCCAGGUUUCAGUCGUCUACUACAGAAGAUGACAUAAAAGAAUAUCUUACUGAAAAAGGUAUAGAAGCCAUGGGAGUAGAAGUUUUACAAUCAAAAAUGCCAACAAACUUUCGUUCGUUUAAACUCGUAGUUAAGAAGAAUGAUUAA